CUGGCGCCCUGUCAGGCCGCUCUCUCUCAGUGGCAGGGCGGCUAGUUCAAGUUGCCAUAGCGGCGGGGAAGGUAGAGGAGCUGGCUUGGUGCCGGACAGUUGGAGCUGGAGGCGUUCGGGUGUCAUGCCUCGAUUCUGAGAACUUUCCUUAGGUGAAAAGAGGCGAGUUGAUUUCAGGAUUGAAGAGCUGGAACCCGAUAUCAAUGGCAGAUUCAUCCAGUGAUUCUGACAACUUUCGUCGUAGAAUUGGAAGACGAGGUCCUGUAAGGGCAACCAGAGUCCGAAAUCAUGGUGGUGAAGAUGUUACAGAGAAGAUCCAUACUUUAGCAAACACGUUACAGGAUACCAAUCGGAACCUGAGACAUGUGGACCAGAUGCUGGGCCAGUAUCGAGAAUAUAAUAAUGAACAGGCAGAAGCAAUUGCAAAUCUCAAAGAAACAUUGGAACACUCCAUAGGCCAAUUAAGGAGCCAACGAUUACUGAGAAAUUCUGGAGUAAGAAGUGCAUCUCUUUCAAGUUUAUAUGCAAGUGACCUGGAUGGUGGAGCCUCAGAAGGUUGUCAUUUCCAGCCUACCUCUCCCCUCAGGGAUUAUGGUACGGGACGGCGACGGUCUCGGUCUGCUGUCCGAUUUGUUGACCAGCGAGAUAAUCUGGAUCAGCUUCACUCUUUACACCAGUCACUCAGAGAUCUUGGGAGUGAACAAGUUCGUUUGCAAGAUGACCUCAGCAGAGAGCUUUCAAGGAGAAAUCGAACUGAAGUAGAAACGAAAAGGAUGUUGGUAGACUUAUCUGACAAACUCAACGAGUCCCAAAGACAGGAAACAGUCUCAGAACGGGUGGAGAGGAGACUUCAGGAGAUAGAACGAGAAAUCCGCUCAGAAAGGCAGCUGGUUGAAAGGCGCCAGGAUCAGCUGGGACACAUGUCUCUGCAUCUGCAGGAGGCUUUAAAACAACAAGAUGCUAAAGCUAAUGAAGUGGAAAUUAGCUUGAAAAAUAAAGUACUGAAAAUAGAAGGUGAAAAAAACAAACUUGAACAGGAUUUGGAGCUGUCCCAGAGGAAACUGGAUCAGUCAGAAAACAGUCGAGAGGCUCUUUUCCACCAGAUUGAGGAUCUCCGUUCCCAACUCCUUAGAGCAGAAGAGGAACGACUGAAUCUGCAGCAUCAAAUAUCUCAGGUUGCCAUACAUCACCAGAGCCGUGCAGAUGAGCAAGAAGAUGACAAGAGGAAGCGAAGAGUGCCUGAAAGAUCUGAUCUGGAGAAACAAGAGAUGGAGAAACAGAUCUGGGGUUUGAGAGCACAGCUAAAUCAUAGUGCUGUUAUGUCAGAGAUAGAGGAGUUAAAGAGAUGCAUAGAGCGCAAGGACAAAGAGAGAGCACAGCUUGGAAUACAAAUAGAGGUUUUAACCUCUGACUUGGAAAAGAGAGAGACCCAGCAGCAAAGGAUGCUGAGCCAGCUGAAGGAGAUACAGAGCAACUACAAGAUCUGUGAAAAUGAAUGCAGAGCUGCAGAACUCCAGGUUAAUGAGCUGGCUCAGCAACUGGAAGAGUCGACUAAAGAGGCAGAGAGGUACCUAGCUGAAUUCAGGCAAUCUGAAGUACUCAGGCUAGAGAAUGAGAAGAAGAAGGAGGAGUUAAAACUGAAAGCUCAGGAAUCUAUUAGACAUUGGAAGCUAAAAUGUAAGAAACUGGAACUUGAAACAGAAAAACAGACUGAACUUCACAACCAGUUGAUGGAGAAGAACAAUCUGGUCCUUAAAGAAAGAGAUGAUUUAAAGAGUCAACUUCUUUCAGCUAUGCACCAGAUGGAAAACCUUAAGAAGGAACUAACUGAUGUUCUUGAGAAGAGGGCCAAACAAGAAGAGGAGCUUCACUGUAAAGAAGUGAAGCUCAAUGAAAAUAGAUCAAUUCAGAUGGCUCUUGAACAAGAUAUCAGGGAUGUCACAGAAACUGUGGAUAAACUGGAGAGUGAGCUUCAAAAGCAGAGCUUAACAUUGAACCAGAUGAGAACUGAUAAACAGCAUUUAGAGGAAGAGCUUGAAGCUGUUAAGAUGAUCCAUGAAAAGGACCAGGCAAGAUUGUUAGAGAUGCAAACAGUUGUAAAAAACCUGAGUGCAAUUCGGGUUAAACUGACCAGCCAAAUAGCAGAAGAAGAGAAAUCCAAGAAGGAGAUGUGCAAGACCCUGAUGGAUCUACAGAAACAACAGGAGUCUAGUCAGGAGGAGAUGGCUACAGCCAGUAAACAGCUGAAGUUGGAGCGAGAUGUCCACCAACAGGAACUAGCAGAACUCCAGUCAGAGUUACAGCAGGGGAAAACCAAACAUGACCAACGUGUCCAAGAGAUGAUAAAACUAUUCAGCCAAGAAAAGGAGGAAGCAUCUGGUCACAUUUCAAAGUUGAAGGCAGAACUUCUAGAAGAAAGAAAUCUGGUAAAAGCUCAUCGUCGACAGGUAGAAAAGAUGAAAGUUGAAUGUGAUAAGCUGAUGGAGGAGCUAAUCCAGAAAGAAGAAGAAAAUGCAAAAUUUAGGCGAAAAUAUCAGCUGAUGAAACAGGAACUGGAUGAAACGCAUAAAAGGAUAAAUAGUGAAGAUGAUCACCUAAGAAGGAGAGAAGAAGACAGAUUACAGCUUCAUGAUCAACUGAGAAGUCUUCAAAAUGAACAGGAAUCCAUCCUCUGUAUGAUAGGAAGUGAAAUUGAUGCAGCUUGUGAAGUCCUCUCAAGGGAUUCAGUGGAGAAAUUCACAGCAAUAUCACUUACGCCUGGGAUACAGAAUGAUCCUCAUCGCUGGUUAGCAGAAACAAAGACAAAACUUCAGUGGCUGUGUGAAGAAGUGAAGGAGAGAGAGACCAAGGAAAAGAAGCUCCGACGUCAGCUGCUGCAGAGCCGAGAGCAAUUGAAGCACCUGACCUUGAGCAAAGAGAAUGAGCACCAACAUCUCAUAGGUCAAUUAGAGAAGCAGGAGCAACUUCUGGAUGAAGUUUACCAAGAGAAGAAAGAUCUACUGGAGAAGACUCUCAGGAAGGAGGAAGACAUAGGUGCUCUGCAGGAGCGAAUAACGGCACUGGAAACAAGUACUCGAGUGGCCUUGGAUCAUCUGGAGUCUGUUCCUGAGAAACUGAAUCUUUUAGAAGAUUUCAGAAAUUUUGAAGAUUCUCACAAUCAAACAGAAAAUAUUGAAGAGAGAGACAGUAAAUAUAAGGAAAUUAUGGGCUCCUUACAGCAACAUCUGGAAGAUUCAAAGCGCAGACUUGAAGACUUCAGAGAUAAGAAAAACGUUGCUGACAUUUCAUCUAUACAGAAUGCAUCUUCCAGUUGGAGAGCCAACACCAGCUUUAUGUCCAGCUCCUUGCUUUCCAAUUCAGGAUCAUUUACCAAAAGUACUUUUCCUUUGGAUUCAAAUGCAACUAAAAAAGGUGCUAUCAGCGUGACCGUCAAUGGGAUGAAGCUACAAACAGAAAGAGAGAAAUACUAAAUCAACAUAGGAAUGUGCAAUUUCACUGUCAGAAUUUCAGAUCUGCAUCACUUUUUCUCGGUUCUCGCUGCAGCUGUAUUUACCAAAGCAAUGCGGAUUCCUUGGUUCAACAGAUGCCAACUAUUGAUAGAAAACAACAUCUCAAUUGAGGAUCUAAAGUCAGGCGAGUUAAAUCUGAACGUACCUAAUAUAGAGUAAAAUGCCAAAGAGUCUUGUGCCAUGAAGCACUGUCCCCUGUUGCUUUGCUUCAGUCCAUCUUCAUCCAGCCACCUAUGCCACUUGUGAAUGUCAUUAUAUAACUUAAUCUGUUUUAAGUUCAAAGAAGUGAUGAAAUUUUGGUUAUAGAUAAAAUAUAAACACUUUAAUAAGGAAAUGGUUGAUAGAAAUUGCUUUGUGUGUAAAUAACGUAUUUUAUAACAUAAUUUAGAGAUGUGUAUGCAUAAUAGCAUUUUGUAACGAACAUGCAUUAUGCAAUUAUUACAUUAUUGUGCUUAAUAAUAGGAAUGGUUUAUGUCUGAAACAAAGAUCUGAAUUUCCUCCACUUUGGGGAUUGCAUGUCAUACCUCUCUCUGUUUGGGAUUUCUCUGUUUGUUGAUCCAAACUCAGUGAAGAACACAGACUAAUCUGUUUCCCCAAAACUGCAGGAAAUUCAGUUAACUGCUUAUUAUGAACCACUUCUGUAAUUAAGCAUGAGAAUAAUUUUGUUUCUAAAAAGUAAAACAUUCCAAUAAUGUAAUGAAAUAUUUUAUUUCAUAGGUGAUAAAGGAGAAGUGAAGUCACAAUAUCUAAUUUUGUGCUAGAAAGUACAAUAACCUCCUAGAGACACUUGUAAUUUAAUAACCAAGUUGAGAAACUUUGGCAGAGGUUGGUUUAUAUGAGUACCUAGCCUUUCAAAAAAGCAAUUUCUAAUAGUCACUUCCUUUCCAAUAUUCUUUAUUAAGUUUAUUGAAAUGUCGCCCUCUCUGAAAAUGACAAUGUACAAUAAUUUAGCCAUAUAUUGUGGUCUCUAUUGAUGAAAUCAGAUAUUCAUUUUUGAUGUUUCUAAUAAACCUUCCCCUUGCCAUUUACCUAUCUUCA
Messenger RNA from Rhineura floridana, 4547 nucleotides. RefSeq names its product centrosomal protein 128 (gene CEP128). The coding region runs from base 204 to 3470 and encodes 1088 amino acids. NCBI's taxonomy places the organism in Eukaryota, Metazoa, Chordata, Lepidosauria, Squamata, Rhineuridae. The transcript is spliced from 24 exons. The record is from RefSeq and is a predicted model, not a curated record.